UAAAUUUAUAUGUUUAUAUUUAUUUCUUAUGUUGACGUAUUUGUACGCAGUUAGUUCUCGUGAUGCCGUGGCUGACGUGAAAUGGACGGCAUUCAGAUGGAGCCCAUCGGCAAAUACAAAGCCGAUAGAAACGGCUCGGCGAAAGCCGCCGCUUGGCGAAACAUGGUUGAUCAGGAUUUGGACGACGUGGCUUUUCUUGCGGAUACGGACAAAGCGAGAGAAGCGAGGGAACUAGAGGCACCUGUAGCUGUUUGCUCGCAGCGUAAAGCGCUGUGUCUCACCGCAUUAGUCUUUACAGCUAUAUUUGCUACUGCAUUAAUAGUCGUAUACGCAAGUCCACAACCAGAUUGUCCCUGCGCUGGCGGCACUCCCCUUAUACCGGGACAACUUCCUACUGAACCGGAAACUAGUGUUGCAUCUGCUAAUAACGAGUAUAGAGAUAGAAUAGCAUCUAAUGGCGCGGUGUUUCCUUGGCGUGGAGUCCGACUUCCUACAUUUAUGAUACCAAAGCAUUACAGUCUCUGGCUACAUCCAAAUCUAACGACAGGAGAACUACGUGGUGAAGUCUCUAUAGACUUUAGAGUGGACCGCGACACUGGUUUCUUAGUCCUUAAUGUGAGAGAUAUGAAUGUAACAGAGAGGGCAUUGUUCAAAAGUGGAGGCUCGUUAGGACCAAAAAUAGUGAAGACUUUAGACUACCCGCCGGCUGAUCAAACAUAUAUUGAGUUCAAAGAAAAACUCCGACGCAAAUACAACUACACUUUAAGUCUUCGUUACAUCACAAAGUUAGGUAAAAGCGACAAACAGAGGGGUUUCUUUUUAACCGGAACACACAGACGACGAUGUGCGGUUUCUCGUUUUUGGCUGACGCACGCUCGUUCAGCUUUCCCUUGUUUAGAUGAACCUCAUUUGAGAGCGACAUUUAAACUCACAAUUGUUAGAGAUAGGUUUCACGUAUCUCUGACUAAUAUGCCGAUAGUUGCAACAGAAGAGGCCGGUUUUUAUUUAGGCCAUAGAUUGUUACAAGACGAAUUCUCUCUUUCCCCGCCGAUGCCACCACACAUGAUGUCAUUGGCGGUAUGCCGCCUGCAGCGACGAGCGGCUCCAAUCAAUGCCACCGAUGACACGGAGUCAGAUGUGCCAACUGAGAUCAGCCUGUACAGUGACCAGGAAACAGUUCUUGAUGAGUCUGGGCCUCUUCUGGAUUGGGUGCAAAGAACUAUCCAACUCUUCGCAUAUGAACUGAAUACUUCAUAUCCACUGCCUAAGUUCGAUAUAGUCGUGGUCGAUGGAAGCAACCCCUAUUCUGAGGGAUGGGGUUUAAUUAUUCUAGAUCCAAUCACGCUCACUGACACUAAAGUUAUUGCUAAGUUAAUAGCACAACAAUGGUUCGGCGGGCUUGUGUCCCCUCGCUGGUGGAGUUCUCAGUGGCUGAUGGAGGCGCUGACGUCAGUGCUGAGCGAGAAAGCAACACCGCUGAGUGACGCGACCGCUGAGAGGGAAGAGGACGCACUGCUUUUAGAUCAUGUGUUACCUGCGCUUAGAUUGGAUUCGAGCUAUUCAGUACGUGCGGUCGCGACUCCGAGAUUAGAGCGAGCCGAUAUUGAAUCGACGGCUGAAGAAUUAUCACUACACAAGGGUGCAGCGAUAGUGAGUAUGGCGAUAGAGGCGGCGGGCGAGGCGGCGGGCCGCGCGGCGCUCGCCAGCCUGCUCACUGAACAUCGCUUCUCCAGCACUGACGCUAGGGACCUCUGGCGAGCGUUACAAAGGAAUGGUACAGAAGACACUCCGGCGCACGCGUGGGACGGCUGGUGUGACAAAGCUGGAUAUCCUUUAUUAUCCACGAGGAUAUCAGGACCUGAUGUUAUUAUAAGACAAGAACGGUAA
Molecule: messenger RNA, 1887 nt
Organism: Papilio polytes (common Mormon)
Lineage: Eukaryota; Metazoa; Arthropoda; Insecta; Lepidoptera; Papilionidae
Product: leucyl-cystinyl aminopeptidase-like
Exons: 16
Coding region: 82-1887 (601 amino acids)
Biological process (GO): peptide catabolic process; proteolysis
Cellular component (GO): cytoplasm
Molecular function (GO): zinc ion binding; metalloaminopeptidase activity; peptide binding
Source: RefSeq, a predicted model, not a curated record